This is a messenger RNA of Apis mellifera (honey bee), 6135 nucleotides long. RefSeq names its product broad-complex core protein isoforms 1/2/3/4/5. Gene Ontology annotation, cellular component: nucleus. The transcript is spliced from 4 exons. Lineage: Eukaryota; Metazoa; Arthropoda; Insecta; Hymenoptera; Apidae. Gene Ontology annotation, molecular function: protein binding. Gene Ontology annotation, biological process: regulation of transcription by RNA polymerase II. The coding region runs from base 594 to 1721 and encodes 375 amino acids. The record is from RefSeq and is a predicted model, not a curated record.
CUUUCAUUCGAGCUCCCCUAGCUAGUGCAAAUCUCGGCGGAUGAAUGUUUUCUUAAGGGAUUCUUCCCGAAAGCGACGCGAAAAUCUGAGAGGAGUCGACCAAGCUGAAAAUUCGUGAGUGAAAUUAUUUACUGUAAAAUUUAUACUACAUUUCGUUGUUUGGAUUCCCAAAGUUCAUAGGAUUUGAUUUCGGAAAUUAAAAAGAAAGACUAAACUUGUGUUCAAGGCGUUCCUGGGGGGUGAUGGCACUCACGCCGACAGCGUCUCCCACAAAGAUUUCACCAUUUUUCUAUUGACAAAAAAAUCUUAUACAUCUCCACGUACAUUCGAUAUUUUUUGGUUAACCUGUCGGCUAGUACGCUUUGAGCACGUGAUUACGAUAAACGCCGCAUAACUAAAGUUUGUAUUUGAACAUUUUUUCCGAGGAAUUCAUUUAUGUGCUUCCAACGACAGAUUUGUUUUGUUGCACAUUCGUUCUCGGCUAGUGCCAUGGAUUUUCUUUAAAGGCUUCUCGAUGUUGAUUUUCUCCUUUAUAAUUGCGCUAAGCUACAAUAAAAUUACCAAUUUGAAUAUUGGAUCGCAGCUGCAGAAUAAUGGAAAGUGGAAGCAACCUGCCUACGCCGGGUAAUUAUCCUGGUGGGGAUCGUCAACAGUUUUGCGUUUCAUGGAACUCUCAUCAAUCAAAUAUGCACAGUGCAUUUCCAAAACUUUUAAGUUCUGAACAAUUUGUUGAUGUCACUUUAGCCUGUGAUGGAGGCUCAAUAAAGUGUCACAAAGUGGUAUUAUCCGCUUGUAGUGAUUAUUUGGAACGUUUACUGUUAGAAAUACCUUGCACUCAUCCUAUUAUAUUUUUGAGAGAUAUGAGAAUGUGGGAACUUCAAGCAUUAGUGGAGUUUAUGUAUCGUGGUGAAGUAUAUGUGGAACAACAACAACUUGGUAAAUUAAUGCAAGCUGCUGAAGUUUUGCAGGUUCGUGGUUUAUUUACUCAAGGAUCAAGUGAUAAUUCUUCGAGUGAAAGUGGUUCACAACAAUGCGAUUCUAAUGCUACUGUUGCACCUACGAUCGCACAACAGGAUGGAUCUGACUAUAAAUCUGAGGAAACUCCAUCUGAGGAUGGAACUUCGAAUACUAAUUUUCUAGAGAAUACAUCGAUUGCUGCAUCUAGUACAGCAAAUGCUCCAUCACACAGUACUACACCAAUUCCACAGAAUUCUAAUUCAUCAAAUUUUAUGAAUAUGGAACACAGUGAGGCAUUACAACAUUUGGAAAAGGCACUUAGCGUUUGCGAAGCAACUUUAACCGAGACUCAGGGCAUGGUUAGAAUGGAACCAGACGAGCAGUUUACCCAACAGCAAGAUGUCAAGCCGUACUCCAUUAGUAUGGUACCAAGCAGCAAUUGUAAUCCUAGUAGCCCAUUUCCUGCGAUUGAAGGUAAGGAGGAAGGUUAUCAAAGACGACAAAGACGUUCGGAAGAGGAAUUGAAGCAAGCUUCGGAUAUGGUAGCACGUGGUAUGACGUUUCAAGUUGCUUCAGAAAAGUACAAAAUUCCGAUAAGUACGAUUCGAUUCUAUAUGGUUAGGAAAGGUAUAUUGCAAAGGCGAAAACGCGGUCGUGGUUCGAGUAAUCUUGGCAUGAAUAGUCAACCGGGAAGUCCUGCAAGUCCGCCAUAUCAUAUGAUGAACUAUCGUUUGCCAGAAAGCCUAAACUCCAGCCUACCGUAGUGCAGUACGAAAAGUAGCGAGUUUUUAGAUUUGAGUUGAAUCGAACAAAUUUUUUAUUGCCACGUCGGAGCUGUUCCAGGCUAUCAUUCUUCCCAUCUUUAUUGACUCACACUGAGUUAUUCGUUUCUCGUUUAAACAUUUACGACACGCGAUUACGCAUGCUUAGUGCAAGUGCGUUUUCGUCAAACUGCUCGUUAUUCUAUACACAUUUAUUGCAUUUACAGAAGAUAGUAAUUUAAUAGAAAAUAAUUGACAAGAUGUACGUAUCGUACACGAUAGGCACUUUAGUCUUGAACAGCUCGGCUCUGUGUACAUAAGUAUCAUACGAGUUUUCGAACGCAGCAUCGAAAUGAAAAAGAUAUGUUUCAAAAUAUAAUAGAAGAUGAAGAAAUGAUUCGUUUACAUGAGAAUCAUUGUAGAUGUAAUCAUUGAUUAAAAAUAAUCUAUAAUUGGUUGUAGUGAUAGUUUUUUCAUCUCUUAUUUUCUACAAAUUUUAUGAUGUAAAAAUAAGAAAAAAAUACAUCUCGAUACAGCGUUCGAAGAUCGCCUGUACGGUUCAGUUUUGGGCCGUGUUCCGUUCUUCUACUUAGUGACACAUACUCCUUACGUAUAUGGAUAACGUAAGAGGUAUUUUUUUGAGUCCUAUACACUGAUUGCUAUAACAGAUUUACAAAAUACGGUUCAUGGAAAAGUUUGAACGUGUCACUCGAAUCAUAUUUUUACGAUCAAUGGAAAAUCUUUUGAUAAUACGUAUCUAUAGGGUAGGUUCUUUUUUAUUACGUCCUAUUUAUACAUAUACACAUACAUAUAUAUGUAGAUGUGUAUAUAUGCGCGCGCGCAUGUAAUUUUUUGCCUGUUUGUCUAUUUAGUGAAUGUCCAUGUUGUGUCUGUGCCUGUAUGGGUUUAUGCGCGCGUGUAUGUACAUAUGUAAAUGCAUAAAUAUAUAUAUAUGUGUAUAUACUUGAAUAAAAUGUACAUGUACUCUAUUAAGUUGCUUUUUUUGAAUAGUAAAUGCGAUUUAUCUAGAUAUCGAGAUAUUAAGCAUUAAAUUUCGGUUUUUAAAACCAACAAAAUAUAGUAAGUCGUUUACGAAUAUUAUGUUACUUUUAUUUAACACAAAAAUCAAGACAGAAACGGUGGAAUCGAAGCUCGCGAUUUUAAAAAACGUACGAUAUAUUAUACGUAUCACAUGAUCGUAUGCUUCGUCCAUGAACGAAUUAGUCACUAUGUUCAAGACUGGUAACACGUGGCUGAUCCGCAACCACGUCGAAUCUUAUACCGCAAAUCUGGAUCUACUACACAAAUAUUUUUGUAGACACUUUGCGCGUGGAAGGUGUCUUCUUUCUGCCUUUGUAUAUGCGUGUGUUUAUAUAUUUAUAUAUGCAUAUAUAUAUACACAUACAUGUACACACAUAAUAACAUAUAUAAAUACAUACGUAUAUAAAUUACGAGAAUGAAAAUUGUAUCGAUAUAUAUGCAUGAACAUAUAUAUGUCCUGAGAGCAAUAUAUGAACAUGUAUACUUCGAUAGCUAUACAUUCAAUGGCUCGAUGAACCGGUACCCGUUGAAAAAGUUUACAAUUUAGCUUUCGUCACAAGAAAAAAGGACGUUACGGGAAACGAAUGAUCAUGAUGUACGUAGCGUAAUGCUUUUUACAUGCUAAUGUACAAAUGAUAUUUAUAAUCUAUCGUCAAAAUCCAGCAGUUUUCAUACAAGUGAUCGAAUGUAUUGUACGGUCCUUUUAUGAAUACUGGAUCUGCCUUUUCGAAAGAUUAAAAUGAUUAGUACAUACAUUUAAAAUUGUGUAUACACAUGAUCGGCGCGCAUGCAUGUAUAUCUUACAUAUAAUACACGUAUGUGCAUGCGCGCGCGCAUGCACUCUACAUACACAUUCACUCACACAUAUACACAAAAUAUAAUCGUACAGUGUAUUGCCUUUGUUAAAUAGCAUUCGGAUAAAGCCAUAUUUUUCCAUGCAAUGCAAUAAUCCAGCAAAGUAAAUUACCGUAAAACGUGAAAACAGCCUAAAUAGAAGAGUGCCAGAUAUGGGAGAAAAAAAAAAAAGGUUAAAAAAUGAAAAUAAUGAUAUUGACGAUGAUCAUAAUAAUGAUGAUAAUGACGAUGACAAAGAAUGAAGAUGAAAAAGAAGAUGUGAUGAUGAUGAAAGGAAUCUAGAAAAAAAAAGAUGAAGGAAAAAGAAAAAAUGGUGAAAUAGAAAAGUAUUCAAAGUGAAACGCUGUACAGACAAUUUCCUACCAUUCAGAACGUAUCUGCCUUUUAUUCUGGCCUCGUGAUAAAUCCUGACUUUAUUUAUACUUGACAAUAUGCGGAAUACCGUGUAAAAAAAAAAAAAACAACUAAAAAUUAGGUUAGGAAACUUUGUGAACAUUUGGUUACUCGCGGUACGUAGGAAGCCCUAACAUGUAAUCACAUUCGCGUGAAUUCGAGGUGGAAACGGAUUGAAAAAUCUACUUUUUAUAUUAAGGGACCCCUACCUCUGCCUCUCUUUCCCUCUCUACUCCAAUAUUAUGUUCUUUUCGAUCAUUUUGAUUUUUUUUUUAUUAUAGAUAGUUGGAAUUAUAAACUGCAGGAAGAGAGAGGAGAGAGAGAAAGAGAGAGAAAGAGAGAGAAAAUAAUGGUUAGAGGAUGGGAGGAAGGGAGAGAAACGCAUAUUUAAUUCUUAUACUAUACUCGUUUAUCCAUUUUCACUCAAAUAGAUCUAAUUUCGUUUUCUCUUCUUUCCCUAUUUAUCUCUUAUGUUUUUUAUAUAUAUAUAUACAUAUAUAUAUAUCUAUAUAUAUAUUUUUUUUCGAUGAGAUUUGAUUUAAUCUGAUCUUUAUCGAAAAGGAAAAGUAAAAAAAAAGAUAUAAACUGCACCGUAUGUUACGAUUAAAAUCGGAUGUUGAAAUAAAAAAUAAAUAACGGGGUAGUUUUUUAUCGAAGUGCAUAGUAUCGUUGCUCGAGAUUUCGUAUCGCGCGAAUCAUCGUUCAAAGAGUUCCAGUUGACAAAGGUUUUAUACAGAUCUAUUAAAAACCAGUAUUUCAAACCAAUGAAGAAUAAUUAGUUUUCUAAUAAUAACGAUACAAUUUACGUAAAUUUAGUACAGUGCUUAAGUCAGUAAUGCUCAGCGUAUCUAACAAAUAUUUUUAGUGGAAAGCCAUGUCAUACUCACAUGUAUUAUAAUGCCCUUAAACUAUAUAAACUAAACAACAAUCAAAGAAGCGUGAACGAUACUUGACUAUUAUUAUAAUUAUUAUAAUUAUGAUUAUUAUUAUUAUGAUGAUUAUUAUUAUUACUAUUAUUAUUAUUAUUGUAGCUGUUUCCCUAGGAAUAUGUAGAUCGUAGCCACUUCGAGGCAAUUUACGUAAUUAGAUUAUCGCUUCGAAAUACACUUUUAUAUGGCGGUAUUAUUAUUUGUAGAUAGAAUUUGCGAUUAUACUUAUUACAAUGAUCAAUCGAUUGCUACAUUAAGGUUUGUUUUUACAGUUACCGAGAUCAAUGUCCUACGAAUAGUGGGAAUACGAUCGAUCGGUCUUCUCGUUGAUCCUAUUAUGUAGCUACUAUUUUGUCUUUUUUUAAAAAUAUUUUUUUUUUUUUGUUAAUUCGUACGUGUGUAUUAUACAUAUAUUUAUAUGUAUAUAUAUACAUAUGUAUGUAUACAUAUACAUAUAUAUUUUUUUUAUUAUAUAUUCUUCUGUUAAAAGUGAAGUAUUUGAAUAUUCAAAAUGUGGAUGAUUGGAAUAAAGAGUGAGUGAGAUGAUGAAGUAAAAAGGGAGAUGCAUAAUUGUCGCAAUCUUGUCGAACUCGAUUUGAACGAUGAAUAUUUUAUUGAGCAAAAACAAAAAUUAGUCCAACGCGUAAAAUCUCUCGGUCGAUCUUCCCGUCCCGAAGUAAUAAACAGACCGAUCGAUCGAUUCCUUGCUCGAAUUACAAUCGUGAAGAACGUUCUAUAGAUAUUUUUCGAAGGGAAAAAAAAAAAAGAAAAAAAGAAAACACAAACCUCUAAAAAGUCCAAUUUUCUAAACGUAGGUUCCUUAAGAGUAACAAAUUUAGCGUAACCGUUAAGAAAGCGUUGGCAUGUAUACGUUGGUCAAGGUGCCGUCGUAUCGAGCUAUGAGAUAGACUCUCUCUCUCUUUCUCUCUCUCUCUGAAUGUUUGUUAUUUAGAAAACACGAAUGAAAUACGAUCGAGCGACGGCAUUGCACGACAAUGUGACCUAUGUGUCCGAAUGAACACAACGUUUAAAACGAAUACACGGAUUAGUGGCAAAUAUAUGAUCGUGCAAAAGAUGAUGCGCUGUUCAAGUUUGAAACAAAGUGCGUUGCGCCCGUCGCUCGGAUAUUACAUCGUGAAAGAGAGAGAAAAAAAUCGAAUUAAUGAGAGAAAACGAGAAAAAAGAAGGAGAGAAAAAAA